Messenger RNA from Solenopsis invicta (red fire ant), 10411 nucleotides. RefSeq lists its product as uncharacterized. The record is from RefSeq and is a predicted model, not a curated record. NCBI's taxonomy places the organism in Eukaryota, Metazoa, Arthropoda, Insecta, Hymenoptera, Formicidae. The transcript is spliced from 16 exons. Gene Ontology annotation, molecular function: microtubule binding; microtubule motor activity; ATP binding. Bases 3024 to 9218 code for a protein of 2064 amino acids. Gene Ontology annotation, biological process: microtubule-based movement.
UAAAAUUAAUAGGUAUUUUUGCAACACAUAACACACAUACACAAAAUGUUGUUAUUAUAAAGCAAUUAUUUAUAAGAAAUGCAUUUAUUCAUAAAUCACUGUUGUUUUCAGUUUGUUCCUUCAUAUACGAAUCUCUACUUGGAAACAUACCCAAAUUCUAUCUGUAAUCUUAGAUGUCAUAUACGUAUAAAAAUACUGUGCUUUUUUUUAAACUAAUCCAUGUUUUUUAAAUUAUUUUGGGGUAGCCAUAUUACCACCACUUUUUUCUUCUACAGAUUAUGCAAUGCGUCACAUUUUUAUAAAUCCUAAGUAACAAAUAUUUUAAAAUUUGGAAUUUGUUAAACAACACUUUGACUAAUAGAAUCGUUUCAGUUUCAAUAUAAAAUAUUGAUUAUAAACGAAGUUAUUCAAUAAAAUAAAAAUGCGUGACAUACCACCCUCUUCUCUUCUAUGUAAUUCAUCUCUAAGCGCGCGCGCGCUUUUACUGUAUAAUUUUAAUUAUUGUUUAUUUGAGUAAUAGCUAAUGUUUUUAGUUCUUUUUAUGUAUAACACAAGUGUCAAAAAUCUCAAAUUAUACACAUAUAGCGGACAUCAAAUCUGACCACUGGUGUUUGCUACACGAAAAAUAAAAUUUUCGAUGCCAUACUUAAUCAUGGUUUAUUAAAGCUAUAUGUUUGCUGUCGUAAUUAUAAACUACAGCAAAAGCUGUUUGUUGUUGUUUCUAAUAUAUAAAUAAAGGAGCAAAACGAGUAUGUCUAUUAGAAUCACGCCGUAUAGCAACAUAAAAAUAGUUUGAUAUUGGAACCAACCGAUAUGUUAGAGACAAACAAAUAACACACUUGGUAGCUAAUUAAGGUAAUUACGUUGAAUACACUUUUAUAGCUGCAGAGUACAUUUUGGACAUAGCAAAUAUGUUCUGUAGUUAAACUCAUAAACUCUUUUAACUAAUUGUAAAUAAUACAGAAUUCACAGAUAAGACAUUAGCUCUCUAUAUAUUAUAACUAUAAUUUAAUUACCACUUGUAGUUUUUAGCUAUUGCAGCUACUUUUUUUUCCCGUGUAUGUACAAUUGGGAAAAGGAACAAACGACUUCAGAGCACGAACACGAAUGUCCGAACAUUUGCGUUCGCUGUUCAUUUGUAGAUGCGUAUCUAGCUUUAUGUAGUAUCGUCAUAUUUUUAUAAAUAAUAUUUAAUGUAAUAAAUAUAUCACAUUUUUAAGUAUGGAAUCCAUUGAAGAACAGUUUGAUGAAUAUAAUUGUUAAGCUUUCAAUUUAAAAUAUUGAUUAUUAACAACAUAUUCUAUAAAAUUUAAAUGUGUGAUAUCAUAAUGUUACUUUCUCUAAUAAAAAAAAGGAAAGAAAAUAUAAAAGUAUGAAUCUAUUACUCAGUUCUGCCAGUCAAUGGCUGUUCGAUUACUGCCGUAUGUAUCUAAUAAUGCUCUAUUUGAUGUCGUGCAUUUACUUAUAUUUAUAUGAUAAUCUUAGUUUUAACAUUAAAAUCUUUUUAAUAACACUCUCGCACUUUUCACUCUACACUACAAUCGACACAGUGGCAAUAAUUAGCGGCAACGAGCAUGAUGCCGAACACCAAACAUCGUUUAUCAAAAAUUCCACGGUUUCUCCUAGCGCGAGUGAUUUUUACAUUUAAAAUAAAAAUGACUGCUUUCGGAAAUGUUCGGACGUUGUUUGCACAGCGUCGCGAAAGGGCCGGGGUAGAUUCCGGAGUGUGCUGCGAGGACGCAUGUACAUGGAUAGGCCGUCGAAAGAGAAAGAGAGAAAGAGAGAAAGAGAGAAAAAGGAAGCUAUGGAAAACGGAGACGACAGUUACGCGCCCGUACGUAAGUCAGACAGCGAGCGAGAAAUAAACAAUUCGAGCGCGAGGGAGAGGGAGACGGAGUCAUGGGGUCCCGUACGCGCUCGCUUCCACGGCGUACGGCCUGGAGAGCGACGGCAGUGGGAGUGGGGACGGGGGAGUAUUCGAACGGCAACUGAACGCGAGGCAGUACACGCGCAGCCGCCGGGACGUGCGCAUCUCGCGCGUGUGUGUCUCGCAUCCGACUCGGAGCGAGCGAGGGAGAGGGAGAAGCCCGCGAAAUCGAGUGAUCAACACGGCACUGUGCGUUCGGAUCUCGCGGUCGCUUCACGGCACUAAUAAGCCGCUUCUCAAAUCACUAAUGCACGAAGUCGAGCGUUCCUCUUGUCGAAUCGAGGUUAGAUUGUCCGCAGUGUCGGGUGAUUUGAUGCCGAAAUAUUCGCGACACGCGCGAAGUCGUCAGUGACCGUACACCCGUCAUUUGCUCACGCUGAGAACAAAGUAGGAUGAUUUUGGUGUUUUCAUUGAGAACUCGAGACACUUUCGUGCCGUCGAUCUCUUUUGGUUCACGACUGUGCCGCGUCACACGCGCCACUUUCGCGGCGCAUUGAAAAGUGCGCCAAGCGUGUUAUUCAGUGCUCUCCGCCGAAUCCUCGCCGAGUCCUGUCGCGCGUCGCGUCGACUCCGCGCUGAUACGGAUUUGGACUCGCGAAUUGACGAUAACGUGUGCUUUCAAUCUUGACUCUUUUUAAUUACAGAACGAUCAAGCGCGCGCGUACCGAGGGUCGAAUUGUGUUCCGUGUCAAGGGCCUUCGACCUUGGCGCGAUCGCACGUCUUUCGAAGCGUUUGUUUUUGUCGCGAAUUCGAGAACCGCGUCGAAUUAUUUCGAAAGACGGCGCGUCGGAUUAUUUCUACGUGGCCACGCGCGGUGAGCCGCUCGAGAUUCGAAUUCUCUGCCGCGUUCGAACGCCGGGACCGCGCGCGCUCCGGCAAUUUCGCGGGAUCUUCCGAUUACACGAAUUCGCGAGUGUGCAAAUACGGCCGGCGUGAGAGCGGCCGAGUGACUUGCCAGCGAUGCGGUUGCAUGGGAUAAGGGUGUCGCGGAAGGAGGAGGACGAUCCAACGAUCGAUCAUGAAGCACCUCUUCGUGGACGUCGUUAAGGUGCUCCACCUUUGCCACAUUAAACUUGCGAGUUCCAGAUAUAUACCAUGGAGGUACGAGCAGAAAGACUACGGACCGCCGGUCGCAUAGCACCAACCGGAAGAGUAACACCAACGGUUCAUCAAACCGGUGGAGGCCGAAGGAAAGCCAUACCGGUUCCACCACCAAGGGUGCCGACUCCUAUGCCCGCUGCGAAUAAUAAUCAACAAAAGAACAAUGCCAACGUUGUCGUCCCGCCCACCGUAUCGGCUGUAUCGAAGAAAGAGCCGCAAGAGAACAUUGCCCGGAUAGCGAAACGGUACCUCGACGAUAACAUGCAGCAGGCGUGGAUCAAUCCUCGUCUAAUAUCGAUGAUAAAUAUGGAAGCAACCGAUUACGACUCUAUGAAUCUCAGCAGGAAUUUUAAUCAGGUCGGUUUCAACACCUACAACUACUCGCAGUUUGAAGAAAAGUAUAAGCCGCGGCAGAUUUUCAAAUACGGCGAAGAGUACGUCGAGUACGGGCAUAGGCUCGGCGCCCACGAAAGAUUCGCGCGAACAAAGUACCAGGACGGUUUGAGGCUCGAUCAGCGAUACUCGCGUAGCCAUUCUCAGCCUGAACGGCAGCAUUACUCGUCCCAGGAAACGCGUUCAAAGUCUCAAGAUUCCCGCGAGUUCACGUUCUAUCAGAUAGACCCGCCAGUGAAAUCGGAAAAUCCACGGCAACAUGACAAAUCGCAUCAAAAACCGAAGAAAGAAUUGAUCUUCUACGAGAUUGAUGGACUCCCGUCUGGUCAGGAGAGAAGGGAUAAGACCGAGGUGUGCAAGGAGCGUGCCGAUAAGAGUGUCAAGUUCCAUGACAAGUGCCACGCCGACGGUCAGGAGAGGCAGACCGCGAAGCACGGCAGGCAGAGUCAUCAGGAGAGUCAGCAGAAGACGCUGGCGAACGCGCCAACAUUGAAUUACCAUCAGCUGAACCGGUCGCAGUCGGAUCUUACGGAGUGUCAACUGCCGAAUUACUGCGGGCACAGGAAUAAUCCGUACAUCGAUCCGCCCAAGUAUCGACAGUUCGACAAGCCGCCGCGUUAUCAGGAAGUCCCGUUGAAAUCGGAACCGCCGCCCAAGUAUAACGCCGAUCCGCCUAAGUACGCCGAGGUGUCCAGACAGCAGGACGACUUUAAGAGGAUCCAGGAGGAGAGAGGCAGACGACAAGGUGGUGGCGGCGAAAGCGGCAACGCGGGCGGGGGCGGCGGCGUCAGCGGCGGUGGUGGCGGUGGCGGUAAUUCCAGCGCAGGAAGGGGGAACACCGGUACUCAUGGCGCCGAGACGCCCUCUAAUCUGGCCAGUAUCACGCCGACCGCGCGAGAAGUAACACGUGUCGCGAUCACGCGUCAACGGAUGUCCCAUAAGACGUGCGACGUGCGCGGCAACGGCAACAACAAUAACAACAACAAUAACAACAACAGCAAUAGCAAGGAGAACCUGUUGCAGGAGACCGGCGUCGAUUGCGAAUCCCGCUGUCACGUCGAACCGCCAAAGAGUCAUCAUCAUCAUCACCAUCAUCAUCAUUAUCAUCAGCAAUAUCAUAAGAUUCGUGGAGUUGGUGGUAGCAACGUUGCUAACGGUCUUGUCGGUAAUGUCUUCUCGGACAAUGGUAGCGGCGGCUCGUACGGCGAGGUAACAACGUGCGACAAGUACAAGGGCACCGGGUCGGAGUCGAAUUGGGCCGGCAGCGGUGACGCGAUUCAAGGUCGCUCGAGCGAGAGAUCCAUGCUGAAGAUCGAAAAGCUCUCGGGGAAGACCGUUCUGCACGGCGGUGAGUCGGCGGCGGUCAGCAGCAAGUGCGGCGCGGAGAGAAUGAAGUCGACCUCGCAGGAGGUCGGUUACAACAAGCACGAGGUCAGCAAGGCCAAGAGUCACGAUGUCGGGCACGGUUACAAAGUUGAGAAUCUACGUUACUACGGCGAGCUAAAGGGCUACGCGGACUUUAAGGCCUAUGGCGCCGUGGACAAGCAACCGGCAUCCGUGCUGGUGUCCGCGCACGAGAAGUCGCAUCUUCAGACGUCCACCUCGUGCGAGAAGGGUGACAAGUGUCACGGCAAGGCGCCGUCCUCGUCCGCGCAGGGCUACAGCCUGGCCAAGAUUGGUCAGCAACAGGCGGAGAAAAGCCAUCACGGCGGCGAUCACUACUACCACAGAUCGUCGCACUCGAAGCCGCCGAGCGUGUAUCAGGUGUACCAGGAGACCAAGUACUCGUACAACGUGAGCGGGGUGCCCGGGACGCCGGCGCAGGCCAGCGCAGCUGCGGCCUUCUUCGCAAGGGCAGCACAGAAACUGAAUCUGUCGUCGAGCCCGCAUCGGAGACGUCGCUCCGGCGACGAAAACAUCGGACCUGACGAGUUGCCCAUUUUUCCCAAUGGAUACGCCGCGCUCCUUCUCAAGUCACCACCUCCGGCACCACCCGCCCUUCUCAGGAGGAUAGGCGUAAAGGAGCUCACCGGGGUCGGCAAGGUAAAAGUUAUGCUGAGGGUAUCACCCGGAGACGGGGGUAGUUUCUUCAACGCGGACAAACGCAAGAAGCAAGUUACGUUAGUGGACCCAGCAUCCGGACAAUCUUCGUCGGCGGAAGAUCGACGGCCUACUGUGGCGGCGCCGAAAAUGUUCGCGUUUGACGCCAUCUUCACCGAGGAAGACUCUCAGACCGAGAUCUGUUCAAGCGCUCUUACGGAUGUCAUUCACGCGGUCAUCAAUGGAACGGAUGGCUGCCUAUUUUGUUUCGGACACGCUGGUUUGGGUAAAUCUCAUACCAUGCUGGGAACUCCGGAGGCCGGUCAUACCCUGGGCGCAAUUCCUUGCGCCAUAGCGUGGCUCUUCCGCGGAAUUUCGGAGCAACGACAGAGAACUGGCGCCAGGUUUAGCGUCAGGGUCAGCUGCGUGGAGUUGACCACCGGCCAACAACAACUGAGAGACCUGCUUGCGGCGCACGCGAACGACUCGGAACAAUCGCCGGCGGUGUACCUCAGAGACGAUCCGCUGUUUGGUACUCUUCAAUUGCAGCAGCACAGCGAGCUCCGCGCGCCGACGGCGGAACGCGCGGCAUUCUACCUCGACGCGGCGGUUGCCGGUCGUCAACGGGAGGACGGCGACGCACAUAUGCUCUACACGUUGCACGUGUACCAGUAUAGUGUUGCCGGCAAGGGUGGAGUUGCCGGCGGUAGAAGCCGGUUGCACUUGAUGGAUCUGGGAAACUCGGAUCGUGGAAAAUCAUCGGGCGGAAUUCCCCUCUCCGGUCUGGGCAACAUUCUGCUCGCGAUUUUUAACGGCCAGAAGCACUUGCCGUACAAGGAACACAAACUGACCCAACUGCUGAAAGAGUGCCUCGGCUCUCUGACCUGUCACGCAGCCAUGAUAGCUCACGUGUCACCCAACGCCCAGCAUUACACAGAGACAUUGACCACUGUUCAAUUGGCGUCGAGGAUUCAUCGGAUGCGACGUCGAAAGAUCAAGUUUGUCGGCAGCAACACCCAGGGUACCGGUAGCGGCGGCAGUUCCGGCGAGGAAGCGGCUCGGCAAAACAGCGAAUGCGAUCCGAGUUCGAGUGAUCUGUCGGCCGACACCGUGAUCUACGUCGGGCCGAGCGCCGACGACGCCACCGACGGCGAGCACCCGCCCGUCUACAUACCCAGCUUAAAUUCGGGUGACAAUCGUUGCGCGAUGGGCAGAGUGCUUCGCGGUUCCGCCGCCGAAAGACCAAGCAAGAUCCCGGAGGAGCGUAGUCCGGCUCACAAGUCCUCGAAGACGGUGAAAACGUUGACGCAGACCGCGUCGAAGCAAACGUCACCGGCGCACAGCGUGACACCGAAAGCGAGUCCGGCCAGGAAGAACUCCUCGUCGAAAAACGCUUCGGCCAAGAUUGGCGAUUCACCUAGCAGUAAGAUACCAGUAGCAGCGCCGAGCGGUGGAUCCGACGAACAGUGGAUAGACGGACCGAGAAUUUCCAAGUCGAAAGUCGCGGAGGCGAGACAUAUGCUGAAGGAUUCUCAUCACAAACGAGAGACAUGGAUUGACGGACCAAUGCAGCUAACUGGCGCGCCGGCGCUGCAGCUGCACACGCAUCAACACUCCACCGGUUACGGUUUCAUGGACAGUCACAAGAAGAGCAUGAUCAGAAAGUGGGUAGAAAAUCAGUCAUCCCAAAUACAGCGGGCGAAGCACGCCACGCCGCGACUCGAGUCCUCGAAGAUGUCUUCCGGCCAGUCAUCCGGUCAGUUUAAAGAGCUGACCCAGUUCAAAACCUGCGGCGCGGACGACGACGAUACGUCGUUGUCCACCGUGGAGAGCGAUAGUUUAAAGGCGAACGAGAUCGAGGACAUAACCGAGAAACUGAGUGCCAAGCUGAAUCUACUUAACGUUAAGUCUAACACAGAUUCAGGAUUAGAUUUGACGGCUAGCCCAGUGAUGGAUGAUAGCAUUGAGAAAGGGAAACUUGACUUGCCGGACGACGAAGAUGACGAUGAAGAAAUCGUUGUGCCUCCCCCGCUGCCACUGAUCGAACCACUUAGCAACGGAGUCAGCCGAGAGGUGUCCAUGGAAAGCCUGAAUCUAUCGCACAAGGACAUUGUUCUACCCUCCAGGCACUCGUUGUCCUCCGAGGACGAAAUUUUAGAGAUUGUCGAGGUGGAGGAUUUGGAGCCAGUACCUAUGCAAGACUCGUGUCUGCAAGUGACCGAGGAAGAUAUUGCGCUCUGCAUGGGUGAAAACCCGUUGCCCGAAAGCGACCAGGAAGAGCAUCCUCUGAGGAUUCUUAGCCAAGAAAAUCUCACUGUGGUAUCAACUUUCACAGACUCCAUGUCGGUGAUGUCGGACACGGAGAGAUAUAGACCGCAUUAUCCACCGCCGGUCGGCGCGGGUGUUCUGCCCAGACCGUACUUCGACCACGAAGACUUUCUCGAGCAAGAGACCAGGCACAAGUUCGAUCAGUUGGCCCGCCUCCACGAGCUCUACCAAAGCAAACUCGCGCUCGCCAACGUUUCCAACUCCGUGACUUAUCAAAGAGAAAAUUCCUCCACUGUCAACGUGCGAGACGCUCCAUCAGCGACCGUCUUCCAUCCGCCGUCUCGCUGUCAGUCUUUAUCACUUUCGGAUGUCUUGUUCAACGACAACGCGAGCAAUCACGGCAGCAUAUACAGCGAGCCGGCGUACAUAGCCGGCAAGCCCGAUCAAGAGAAGAUCUGCGAUAAUUGUCGUCAGAGCAUGUCUAGGCCCGCUACGGCCUCUUAUUGGUACCCCAGCAGCGUCGCUCAUCUCGCCAGUCCCAGAAGGUACUGCGGCAAGUUGGGCGAUUGCAACAUCUCUAAUCUAAGGCAUCCGGACGGUGCGUCGAAUCCUAAUCUAAAAGAGGAGAUCGAAAGGAUACCCGGAAACGGAGCGUCCGGCUCGGAUCCCGAAGAAGAGUACAUCGAGGCAAAGAAGCUGUUUACGGCUGCUGAGAGAUCUGAGAGAACGGUCACCGGAAAAUCUGAUAUCGAAGAAGAUCUAAAGAUUCAAGGCGGUACACCCUUGCAACUACCAAUGCCAUCUCCGGCGCCGUCCUCCGGACGAAUGCAACGCAAGAUCCUUAGUCUCGGUUCUUCAUUCGGCCUAAACAAGGAGGGCUCCGAUUCCGGUGCGGAUACAACGCCGCGGGCGGCCAAGCUGUCGCCGGCCACGCUGUCCAGACAUCGUGCCGAGAGCUCGGGUUACGACAGUAUUGUCAGAGACAGCGAGACGAGCAGCAUCGCCAGCGACUCGUCCCGACAAACAGGCGCACUACAGGAACACCAAGCGGUGGAACAGCGGGCGGCAGGGUACGGGCCUCGGCGGUCGCGGGCCCUCUGCCGGGCUCAACCGGGGCCGCCCGCGGCGUCGGCGAUUCUCGCAUAUACAGGCGAGGACGUAGACAUCCUGGACAGGCGCGCGCGGGUGCGCUCGAAUCCACAUGGAACGACGUCCAGGAUACACAGCCUGCGCCUGCGCCAGCGCCUUCUUAAGCUGGAGCUACGCGACGCCAAAAGGCGCCUUAUGAUACCUGACACCCGCUGGGACUACAAUCUGUACGUGGAAGACAGUAUGGACUGGCGAGAUCCGUCGUUUUUGGAGGCCCUAACGGCUGAGACGUGCAUUUUGCAGAAGAGAGUAGAGGCCUGUAAGAGUCACGUUGUUCUGGUCACUUGCUUCGACUCCUGCCCUCAACAAUCGCCAUCGGCCGAGAUUAAGAUCACCUAACGUAGACUCAGAUCAGCACGCAUAACCGCGUGUUGAUCACCAAUCCCGCCCACCCACCUACGAAUUUAAUCGUUGAAACGAGACGAGCGAGGUCGCCGAAUGGAACGGAAAUAAAAUUAGGAGAUAAUGACGUCGAUGUCGCUCGACUCCGUCCAAUAGUUGUUAAUGAUAUAUCGUGGUAUCGUCAUCGUCAUCAUUAUUGUUAAGUCUUGUAAAACGGUACUAGAAAGAUUAAAGAAGAAAUAAGAGAAGUUAAAGUAAAAAUUUUACCGAGGUAGCGCACACGUACACGCACACGCACGUGUCUUAUCGAAGUUAUAUUAUGAAGUUAUAACGAAAGGUGUAUUCGUGUUAGAGAUUUCGUGGUUGCUUCAGUUUCAACGAUGUUUCUCAGGAUGUGUGCAGAACGAAGAUGUUAGAUAAUUUUCGCGGUUGUUACAAUAGCGAAACGAGUCUCGGUUUCGAACGUCGACAUUUGCGCUGCAUUUGCAUCGACAUUAACGGUUAACGUGAGAAAUUGGUGCUUUGUUCUUACAUCUAUUAUUCAUCAGAGUUAUUUAGAAACAUUAUCGCUGCCAUUUUCUAUUUGAUGUCAUUAGUAAAUUAUAAGAGAAAAAAGAAAGAGAUAUUUCAGACCUAAAGACUGUUGGCCAGUCGGCCGAACCACGUAUUUAUCGGGAACAGCGACGAGUAGAAUAAGCGGAUGAUGAUGCGCGCUAAACUUCUAUUGUCGCACUAGACUAGAAAUAUUCAUCUCGACCUAGAAACAAUAUAACACACGCGUCGAUAUUCGUAAUAAUGUUGAUCGAGGAGUAACAAUCGACCGCGGAUUAAAAGACAGUAGAGUGAUAAUCGAGAAAACCGAUCAUGAACAAUUGUGAAAUCAGAUAUGAUUAUUCGAGCAAUUUCGCAGCAUCGACAAUUGAGAUCGGCCACAAUCCGGACAGUAAUCGUGAUUGAUUAAAUUUAGUCCUUCUCUAUGUUACGCAUUAGGGCUACGAUCCCCGGGAGGGAGAAGAAAUAUUGUUAAAUGACGUUGGUUAAUCUGAGUUGCCAAUGAAAAUCGCUCGUAAUGACGGAUAUUAAGAGAUUAGAAGUAAAUGCAGAUUUGUUCAUGGAAAAAUCGAGCUUCGGUUUUGAGGUAAAGCCAAACGUGAACGACGCACUGCCAAACGAGUGCAAAAUAAAAAAAA